AGACAAGUACACAACAUCCGGUGACGUUACACACAUCUGAGUGUUUUUUGUUCGUCGUGACGACGUUUGGUAGUGAAACAGCAUGCCGAAGGUUAUUUCCCGCAGUAUCGUGUGCUCAGACACGCGGGAUAAGGAGGAGUAUGAAGGAGAGAAGCCGCUGAACGUGUACUACUGCUUGUGCGGACAGAUGGUGCUGAUUUUAGAUUGUCCACUGGAGAAGUUGCCCCUGAGAAAAAGAGACAACGCCCGUGUCAUCGAUGGGUCCAAACAUGCACACAAGGUUACAGCAGAGCCUGGCGAGACCGUCUUCUUGAAAUGGCCAGAUGGAAUUGAACGGCAAUACAGGCAGAAGUGUAAGAAAUGUGGCCUGAGGCUGUACUACAGACAUGAGGAGAAGGGUGGUACUGUGACCUUUGUGGUGAGUGGGGCUGUAGUGAAGGAGGGGAAAGGUGUGAGGAAGGCAGACAUCUACCAACAAGUGGCAGCUGAAGCCAAACCCAAGAAGGUGAUGAUGACAAAGCGCACAAAAGACAUGGGGAAAUUCAGCUCCGUCACCGUGUCUACAGUAGAUGAAGAAGAGGAGGAGAUCGAAGCCAGGGAAGUUGCGGAUUCAUACGCCUCUAACGCUCGGGUAAUUGAAAAACAGUUGGAGAGGAAGGGUAUGGUGAAGAGAAAACUUCAGGAGAUGGCAACUGAACAUGAAAGGAAGAAGGCAAAGGGAACACUGAUUGACAAAUAGUCCAAUGCACAAAAUACUGUAGUAACAAAGUUUCGUAUCACAAUGGUCAUUCAUGUAUAUACAUGUAAGUGAAUCUCCAUAGUAGCACUCACAGUAAGAUAUUUGGAAAUAUGUUUUUGCUGUGCAGAUGUUUUAAAGUUAAAUAUAAAUGUACUAUAAAUGCUUUCUACACCAUAAACCGUCAACUUCUUAUUUUGCCUCUAUAAAUAUCAUUGUAUGACCUUAGCUUAAUGAACAUCUCAGUCAUUUGUAUGUAAAUACAGUAUAGUGCUGCAUCAUGAUUAAAAUACAUUGUGUGGAGUUA
Molecule: messenger RNA, 1043 nt
Organism: Branchiostoma floridae (Florida lancelet)
Lineage: Eukaryota; Metazoa; Chordata; Leptocardii; Amphioxiformes; Branchiostomatidae
Product: UPF0428 protein CXorf56 homolog
Exons: 7
Coding region: 83-739 (218 amino acids)
Source: RefSeq, a predicted model, not a curated record